Camellia sinensis is the source of this 1280-nucleotide messenger RNA. Lineage: Eukaryota; Viridiplantae; Streptophyta; Magnoliopsida; Ericales; Theaceae. The record is from RefSeq and is a predicted model, not a curated record.
AUGAAGGAACAAGGAGUAACCGAAGACAGGCUCCAAUUACUUCGCGAAGUAACUGCUGCAUUUAGGCCCGGUGUCUUGACUGCACUGAUGGGGGUCAGUGGGGCUGGAAAAACUACACUCAUGGAUGUUCUAGCGGGGAGGAAAACAGGUGGUUACAUUGAAGGUGAUAUCAGAAUUUCUGGAUUCCCCAAGAUUCAAGAAACAUUCGCUAGAAUUUCUGGAUACUGUCAGCAAAUGGACAUCCACUCACCCCAAGUCACCAUUCGUGAAUCUUUGAUUUACUCAGCUUUUCUUCGACUCCCUAAGGAAGUCAGCAAGGAGGAAAAGAUGGUUUUUGUGGAUGAAGUGAUGGAUCUAGUUGAACUAGACAAUCUCAAAGAUGCCAUUGUAGGGCUUCCAGGAGUUACAGGUCUAUCAACAGAACAGAGAAAGAGGUUGACAAUAGCGGUAGAGCUGGUUGCUAAUCCAUCAAUCAUAUUCAUGGAUGAACCAACUUCUAGUCUUGAUGCAAGAGCGGCAGCUAUUGUUAUGAGAACUGUGAGAAACACAGUGGAUACAGGGCAAACUGUUGUUUGCACAAUCUAUCCGCCUAGUAUUGAUAUCUUUGAAGCAUUUGAUGAGCUGCUACUGAUGAAAAGAGGAGGACAAGUGAUCUACUCAGGACCACUGGGACGGAAUUCUCGUAAGAUUAUUGAAUAUUUUGAGGCAAUUCCUGGAAUUCCCAAAAUUAAAGAAAAAUACAAUCCAGCAACAUGGAUGCUAGAAGCAAGCUCAGUUGCUGCAGAAGUCCGGCUUGGAAUUGAUUUUGCCGAACACUACAAAUCAUCAUCGUUGCAUCAGUAAGUUAAAAGUUCAGUUAUAGCAACAAAAGUGUUUUAUUGGUUUUAAAAUCAACAGGGUUCAAACUAAUACAUGCGUAUGAACAGACGAAACAAAGCUCUAGUGAAAGAGUUGAGUGUACCUCCACCGGGAACAAAAGACCUCUAUUUCACAUCACAAUUUUCUCAGCCCAAUUUGGGGCAAUUCCAAUACUGCCUAUGGAAGCUGUGGUUGACUUAUUGGAGAAGCCCAGAUUACAACCUCGUGAGGAUGUUCUUCACCUUAGCCUGCGGCCCUUAUGGUUGGAUCAAUUUUCUGGCAGGUUGGCAAAAAAAGGUAUGCAUCUAAUUCUUACAAAAUUCAAAUCUAUGUCUCAGUCCAUUGGUAACAAGACUCAAAAGUCAUUGCUAAUUCCUUGUCUACAAUUUAUUUGAUUCAGGGAUAACACGGGUGAUUUGACC